Labrus mixtus (cuckoo wrasse) is the source of this 686-nucleotide messenger RNA. RefSeq names its product transcriptional activator Myb-like. Lineage: Eukaryota; Metazoa; Chordata; Actinopteri; Labriformes; Labridae. The transcript has 5 exons. The coding region runs from base 97 to 534 and encodes 145 amino acids. The record is from RefSeq and is a predicted model, not a curated record.
CAGAGUCAGCGCUGAUCUUAACGUCUCGAGCGCUUUCUCCUCCUCCUCCGCCAACCGCCGCCGCAGUUCAGUGUGUCAGUGUUCAUACAAGGAGCUAUGAUGAGCAGCAGAAGCCGUAGAUCCUGCACAAUGAGUCACUCCAGCUUCCUGAGACGUAGAGGACUGGAGGGACGCCUGGACAAAGGGACUCUACAGGAGCCUGGAUGGGCAAAAGAUGAGGAUGAGAAGCUGCUCAGGCUGCUGAAGGAGUUUGGAUCAAACAGCUGGUCGUCAGUUUCUCUUCAUUUUACAGGUCAGAGGUCAGCUGUGGAGUGUCAGAGGAGGUGGCAGCAGAUCAAGAACCCAGAGCUGGUCAAAGGUCCCUGGACUCAGGAGGAGGACGAGAGGGUGACACACCGCACACUCACAAACUCUACUGCUACAGUAUACAACAUUAUACUGUACUUCAUACUGUACUGUCUGCUGCUCUUCAUGAAGAACACCUGUGUUCCCUUCUACAACCAAAAUAAAUCAGAACUGUUUUUCCUCCAUUAAAUUAGCAAGAAAUGAAUCUAAGAGAAGUUAAUAGUUAGCUUUAGCUACGGCUGACCGCUUCCAAAUGGUGUGAGAGCAUGAACAGUACAGCGUUUCCUAACAGCACGGGACAUGAGUGAGCGUCAGCGACAAAAUCAGCUUGAUUCUACUGU